Molecule: messenger RNA, 6075 nt
Organism: Zerene cesonia (dogface butterfly)
Lineage: Eukaryota; Metazoa; Arthropoda; Insecta; Lepidoptera; Pieridae
Gene: Arms
Product: kinase D-interacting substrate of 220 kDa B-like
Exons: 27
Coding region: 295-4884 (1529 amino acids)
Molecular function (GO): protein binding
Source: RefSeq, a predicted model, not a curated record
AGGCUGCAAUCAGUGUAGAGUCAAGUUCAAAGCAAAUAUUUGCCAUAUUUGGGAUAUCCUGCUUGCAGUCGGCAAAGCGACAGGCGUUUUUUGACGUCGACAGCUCGUCAUCCACGUGCACUCGUCAAUUCGUCACCGCGCCGCAGUCUGCGAGCGGCGUCGCCCGCGCCACACGCCCGUCACUCAACGCUAUCAAACAUUGCGGAAUGCUAUCAUUAUUCGCGCCACUCUCGUUCCGCACCAUACAACGUUACGCUAUUGUUCUCGGUGUUAAGUUCUAUUAGUGCAACAGAAAUGAAGAAAGGAGACCCUCAAUGCAGUUUGAAAAAGAGCGGCUCGAGGUCAGCACGUCUGCUCACUGACAGCAUAUCGUCCUCCGAUGAACCCGAAACCGAAAGGUUGUUGGGCUCGCACUUGCCCUCGGUGGUGGCUGGAGCUGGUGCAAGACGCGAGUCUCUCACUGCACCACCUUCUCCCACCGAUUUUCGAAAGAAGCGCGACACCACCCGCCAACAUAAUUACAUGAACCACCUUCAUCAUCUUAUUCAUUGGAGAGAUAAAUGGAGUGGUGAACCUCAAAGAGCACACGAGAGCCUCCAUCGCAGCGAGUCGAUGGUGUCACUUGCGUGCUUCAAAACGCUCUCCCAGCUGAUCAAUAACGAUGGCAACGAACUGCAGAACUUCCUCUCGGCCAACAAAAACAUUAAUGUCGACGACAGAGAUGAGAACGGCACAACAGCGCUCAUGUGCGCGAGCGAGAAGGGGCGCAUCGAGGCGGUGCGCUUGCUCAUCGGCGCGGGUGCGGACGCGUGCGCGGCGGACACGGACGGCUGGACACCGCUCGCCUUCGCCGCACGCGCUGGCCAUUUAUCUGUUAUAAGGGAACUUUUGGAUGCUGGCGCUGUGGUGGAUUCGAGGGAUUGUGGAAACUGGACACCUCUUAUGUGGGCUGCAUACAAGGGUCAUGAAGAAAUAGUUGGUUUGCUGUUGGAGAAAGGUGCUGAAGUGCAUGCACAUGGGAACUAUAAUAUCAAUUCGCUAGUAUGGGCGGCGGGGCGGCACCACAGCGGCGUGGUGCAGCGGCUGCUGGCGGGCGGCGCGCGGCCCAACUCGUGCGACAAGUACGGCACGUCCGCGCUCACGUGGGCGGCGCGCGCGGGCGACGCGGCCGCGUGCUCCGCGCUGCUGCGCGCCGGCGCCGACCCCAACACCGCCGGCAUGUACUGCUGGACGCCGCUGCUGCAGGCCGCACAAGGCAACCACUUCGAAAUCGUCCAAAUGCUUCUGGAACACAAGCCGAAUGUGAACGCUUUAGACAAAGAUGGCUGCACCGCUCUGGCUAUAGCUUGCAAGGAGGGGUUCUAUGAUAUCGCAUUAGCGCUUAUUAAUUCCGGUGCUUAUAUUAAUGUCCAGGAUCACUCAAAGGACACACCACUUAUACAGGCUGUGAAGGGCGGAUACAAGAACAUUGUGGAGGCUCUGUUAAAAAAACACGUAGAUGUAGACCUGCCAGGGAAGGAGAAGAAAACCCCAGUGUACACCGCAGUGGAAAAGGGCCAUGUGGCCAUAUUGAAAUUACUCUUAGCAUCAAAUCCGGAUCUAGAACAUUGUACUAUAACCGGCGACACGCCGCUGCUCCGCGCGGUGCGGUCGCGCAACGCGGAGAUGGUGGCUCUCCUGCUGGAGCGCAAAGCGCGAGUCAACGUCGCCGACAACCGUGGGGACACCGCCUUGCACGUAGCCAUGCGGGCGCGCUCUAAGCACAUAGUUGAGAUACUGUUAAGGAACCCAAAGAAUAGUCAAUUAUUAUAUAAGCCAAACAAACAGAACGAAACACCGUAUAAUAUAGACAUGAGUUACAACAAGACAAUACUAGGGCAGAUAUUUGGGGCACGCAAACUGAACACGAAUGAAGACAACGAGAACAUGUUGGGAUAUGAGUUGUAUAGUGCGGCGUUGGCGGACAUGUUGUCCGAGCCCAGUCUGUCUGUGCCCAUUACAGUGGGAUUGUAUGCGCGAUGGGGAUCCGGGAAGUCGUUUUUGCUCAAUAAACUAAAAGAGGAGAUGAAGAACUUCGCGCGGCAGUGGAGCGAGACGGGCUGGUCGUGGUCGUGGGCGGUGUGGUGGGGCGCGUGGCACGGCGCGCUGGCGCUGGGCGCGCUCGCCGCCGCGCUGGGCGCGCCGCCCUACGUGGCGCUCGCGCUCUGCUUCGCGCUCUUCGCCGCCAUGUACCUGGCGCUCUACGUGCUGUGGUACUGCGGCCACAGGUACGAGUGGUGGUGGACUGCCGGCGUGCUGUCCUCGAUGGGAAAGCGCUUCAGCUCGCUAUUGCUAGUGUUACAAGUUGUAUUCUGCCAUCCGCCCGGACCCAACGAUCCAAGAGCCCUUCCUGCUACUCCAAUUAGAUUCCACUUCACGGAAGGCAUGAAGAGCGGCGGGGGGCAAGAGAGCGAGGCCACCCUGGUGCAGAUGCUAGCGAGCCUGGCGGAGGCGCUGGAGAGCCAGUACGGGCGCGUGUGCACGCGGCUCGCGCGCGCCUUCCGCCCCAAACCCGUGUCCUCCACUUCGGGGUGGAGAUGGCGACGGGCGUGCUGCAUUCCACACAUAAUAACGUUUGAAAUUAGCUUUACGUGCAUUUUAUUGGGGCUGUGUAUUCUUGUGAUAUACCUCACCGACACGGAUGCAGAUGCAUCGAGGCGCGAGGUGCAGCAGUGGGCGAUGGUGGCGGCGUGCGCGGUGGGCGGCGCGCUGGCGCUGGCCAACGCGUGCACGGCGGGGCGCGCGCUGGCCGCGCUGGCCGUGCCGCCGCGCGCGCGCCUCGCCCGCCGCGCCCGCCGCGCCGCGCCGCACCACGCGCACGUGCUCGCGCUGCGCCCCGAGGUGCAGGCGCUCACGCACACGGUGUCAUGUCUGGACGCAUUCACCGGCCAGCAGACCCGUUUAGUGGUGGUAGUGGACGCCCUGGACAGCUGCGAGCAGGAGAAAGUGCUAGCUCUCCUAAACGCCGUGCAUGCUCUUUGUUCGGACCCCAAGAGCCCUUUCAUACUACUGCUGGCCAUCGACCCGCAUAUUAUAAGCAAGGUUGCUUGGAUGGAGGCAGUAGAAAUAAACAGCCGUCGCGCGCUCUCCGAGAGCAACAUCGGCGGGUGGGACUACCUCCGCAACAUGGUGCAGCUGCCGUUCUACCUCCAGAACUCCGCCCUGCGCAGGGUCAAGAGCGCUCAGCAGUCCGCCGCUAAAAGGAUGCAGACUAUCGCGGCUGACGACUUCUCUACGUCACUGCAGCGUUCCGUAUCAGCGCGCCGCCUCUCAUCGACGUCCGAGCUGAUGUCGAGCCAGGAGCGCAUCAAGACGCAAGCGACCAAGGACAGCGUGCGGCGGCUGCGGCCCUCCGAGUCGAUCGCGUCGUCAGUCGCGUCCGGGCUGCACCGCGCGCCGGUCGCGCCGGCGGGUGCGGCGGACCUGGGCCGCGUGCUGCUCACCGAUGAUUACUUCAGCGACGUCAAUCCGAGGAGCAUGCGCCGGUUGAUGAACGUUCUGUAUGUUACCGGGCGCUUAUUAAAAGCAUUUCAAAUUGAAUUCAACUGGUACCAGUUAGCUUCGUGGGUGAAUCUCACUGAGCAGUGGCCGUUCCGCACUUCGUGGAUCAUCUAUCACCAUGAGACAUAUGAAGAACAUAUAGAUGACUCGACCUCUCUUAAACAUCUUUAUGAUAAAGUUAAACCGCUAAUGAGUGGGCUCCGUGAGGCCGGAACGCUGAUGGAACUGGACCGAGACGAACGCAAGUUAGAGGUGUUCCUGAGCUUCCACCGCGCCACGCUCACCGCCGCAGACCUUAAGAUAUUCCUGCCCUUUACUAUCAACCUGGACCCUUAUAUCAAGAAGGUUAUUAAAGAGGAACACUUACAAUCGGGCAUAGAAGAAGAUUUAGGUGCAGGUGGGGCCGCGCCCUACCACCCAGCGUCGCAUAGCAGGCAUCCACAUUCCAAGCUUUUACAAAGGAAACAGAAAGUCCAGCCAGUGGCCCCAACGCUCCAUCAACCAGCCCAGCAGUGGGCGACGUGGGUUCAAACCAGUGGAAACGCCUUGUCGCCCACGCAGGCCCCGCCCACACAAUACCAGCAAAACCAGAUGCCUGUUGUUGCUGCGAACCCGUUAGUCUUGCUCAAAACAGCUUUUCCGGGAAUGGGCGAGGUGUCGAGCGUGCGGCUGUCGACGCUGACGGUGGAGCGCGUGUGCCGGCUGGUGCGCGACGCGCUGGGCGCGGGCGGCAUGGCGGCGGCCACCGCGCUGCACUCGCACCGCGUGUGCGGCCUCGUGCUCGCCGUGUGCCGCCUGCAGGACCUCAAGCCGAUUCUAGAUUUGCCGUUUGGCGAUUGGGAACUGUUCAAAAUGUUAGUAAUGAAUCUACGUGAACUGGAAUCCACGCUGCCGACAACCACUCCAGCUGUAACAGUCAUACCAGAUAAGUUAGGCGAUGCAGAAACAGACUCAGUGAAACCUAGACCAGUACUCGAACAUCAAAGAAGCAGACAAACCAAUGUGGAAAAACAGCCCUAUGCGGAGUAUCAGGUGACGCUCGAAGAGCAGAUGAUAUGCGGCGCGCUGCAGACGCUGAACGAGGAGGCCAUGGAGGACGUGCUGCACUCGGAGCCGUCGCACCCAGGUGAGCCGCACCUGCGCCCCAUCCGCGAGCUGGCCGCGCGCGCCACCCCCGCUCCCUCGCGCACUUCCUCGCCCUCCACCUCCGCCUCGCGCUCCCCAUCUCCCUCCCCCUCCCCCAGCCGCCCGGCCGCUUCCCCCGCGCGCACCCCGCGCAACUCCUCCGAGGAGGAGCUGCGCCGUGACGUCAUCGUCAACAUGACCGACGACGUGUUCCUCUGAUUGGGCGUCGAGCCGCGCCCGCAAACGGUUGUGCUCACAUAUCUUCCCAGUCUUCCCGCAGACCCCGCCUUGCGUUUACCGCGCGUAGAUGAAGGACGCAGGAGAUGCGCCGCGCUAACGUUACGUGACUCCGCCCGAAACGGGAUCCACGCCUUUUGAUUUGUUCAAAAUAUUUUGUAAUUUUUGAAUUAGUAUUUAUUUGCUUUGUAUUUCCUUCUCUAUUAGCGGGUAUUUAUAAUAGACGUGGAUCCGAAUUCGUAUGGAAUUUUGCUUAAUAUUCAAUGAGCGAUUUUAUUUUUGUGCCAAACCGCAUGCCACUUAAGUUAUGUACGUACAAUGUACAAUCGUUGUGCUAAGAUUGUUACAUCAAAUAAAAUUAUACUGUAAUUCAAGUGCACCAGAAAUUUAACUGUAUACGAAUAAUAUUGAAUAUAUUAGAAAAACAUGUAAGUUUUACAUAUGAAAUGUAAUUGUUAAAAUUGUAAGUAUCUUUCGAAAUUGUUAAUGUCAUUUUAUGACGCAUUAUUUUUUUAUUUGAUUUUUUGUACCCGAUGCUGUUUAAUAAUGUAGUACUUAAAAAGUACUUAAACACUUAAUUUCUGCCAAACACACUUAUUAAUACUGUUAUUUCUGCUUACUUAUCACAAUAAAUGCAUGUAAUUUGCUUAGUUUAAGUAGUGAAAUUUUCUAAAAGGCUUCGUUUAUUUCAUAUUGCAAUGUUUAUGAAGCAUUCCUAUUAAUUUUAAGUAUUUUGUAGUAACUUAUUAGUUGAAAUUGUUUAAAAUCGUGCUUCAUUUAGUGAAAUGUGCAUGCUUUAAGCACUUCACAAAUAAAAUAAUUUUAGAAAUAUUAAAAUACCCCGAUGUGCCAUUGUAAAAGUCAUUAUUUACAUUAAAUGAUUGUAAGAUUGUACAAUGCAAUUGAAAAUUUCUUGUAAUAAUUUAUUGUAUACCCCUAAUAAUAAAAUUUGUAUUUAUGUACAUCAUUUAUUGUAUAUCGUUGUCAAAUAUUCAAUAUCCAGUAGUCGUACUAGUACAAUCUUCAAAUUGUAAUAAAAGUCGGUCGACACGGGCCGACGGUCGCCUUCCCUAGUAUUAGUCACAGUAGAUCUGUAUUCGCAUACAUAUCAUACGGUGUUAUAGUGUAGUAUUAUGGAUCUUCCACGAUUAUCAUUCCAAUCGAAAUAUUUAU